Messenger RNA from Meloidogyne enterolobii, 1330 nucleotides. The record is from the annotation of a GenBank genome assembly. NCBI's taxonomy places the organism in Eukaryota, Metazoa, Nematoda, Chromadorea, Rhabditida, Meloidogynidae.
UUUUGAAUAUUAUGUACUUUACAUUUAUAUCCUAUUUAUCGUCAUUAUUAUAUAUUUUUUAUUCCCUUACUUCCUUAUUCAACCCUUUUUUAUAUAUUCAUUUUUUUCGCAAUUAAGGCCAAUGCUUCCCUCACCAACAUCUGGUUUGUCUAACAACCACCAACCUUCAACCCACCUUCAACUAUAUAACGGAAAAGAAGAAUAUUAUGUAGACGACGGACAAAGUAUUGACAAAACAUCUCCACGUCGUCGUCGUUCCACGUCAAAACAUCUUUCAAAAAUUCCAACAUCAACUACGACCUUAAAUAAUGGACCUGGUUCUUGCAGUAUAUUACCAUUAAUUAAGGGAAUAAAAAUUGUCGAUAAAAGCAAUAAUAAUAUUAAAAGAAGACAAAGCCAAGAUAGAGCUAAAUCUUCUAAUGGCCUAGAAACAACAGGUCUUAAGCCAAUAAUUUCCACAGCAGAAAGGCGAAGUAGUUCAUUUGCUGCUUUGCCAGUUAUCGAAAAUAUUGAAAAACAAAGAUUUAUUGAAAAACCACAAAAAGAGAUUUCAAAACGUGAAAAAAGUGUAGAAAAUAUACGAGGGAAAGUUGGAGGAGGAAAUACAAAAUUGGAUGAAGUAACAACUGUGAGAGUCCGUCGACGUAUUAUUAUUAGCGAUUCACAACAGAAAAAAUCUUCUUUCAAUAAAAACAUUUCAUUAGACUCCUCUUCAAGUGGACCGGCAGGUGUUUCCCAACCAAAACCUCCCAUCAAAAGAAAGCCAAAUAAAGAGGUCAAAAAAUUAAUUGGAGAAUCUGUGGGAACACAAACAGAAAAAGAGGUUUGUAUAUCAACGGACGAGACUUCGCAAACAACAGAAACUGAAACAGUAAAACAAGAACAAAAGAAGGAAAUUGACACACAAAGGCCCCAAACGAGUAAAUUAACAAUACCAAGAGCAACACAAACAGAUCAAAAUUCAUUAUUUAACCAAGUAACCGGUGGAGGGACUACAAGCAAUCGAUCGAGUAUGGAACAACGCAUUCAACUUCUUUCCAUAAUUGAACAUGCAUUAGAUGAAACUAUUGAUAAAGAAUCUAGACUUAGAACUAAUGAAUUUAUUGCCUCAACUGCCCGAAAACAAGUAAAAAAGAAUAUCAUUUCUCCCCCACAAAAUAUUUUUAAUUUUUUAUUUUUAAAGGCUCAAAUUUGGAGAGAUGCUAAACAAUUUGUUGCUUUAAACCUUCUCCCUCAAAGUAUUGAAUUAGCAAAUCAUACACGACAAUUAAGCCGCGAGAGUUCUCUUCGCUCGUAUGAACGAGCACUCAGAAAUAUCCAUUUACCCUAA